Molecule: messenger RNA, 1032 nt
Organism: Camellia sinensis
Lineage: Eukaryota; Viridiplantae; Streptophyta; Magnoliopsida; Ericales; Theaceae
Source: RefSeq, a predicted model, not a curated record
AUGGUCACUCCCUCUGAUUUCACUGGGGAUUCCAUUCAUGAAGCAUCUGCUAAAGCAAUGGAAGUGGAACACUCCAAAGAGAUCAUUGUAUUCCAGAGGACUAAGAAGAGGAGACAACAGCAAAUACUUAGAAAUAAAGCUGCUGCUGCUAAUGCAAUCCAAAGAGAAACUACAAGGAGGCAACAAACUGUUGAACAUUAUACCCUUCGCAGUUCUCCAACCAUUGCUACCACUUCUGAAACUACAACAACUACUCUACCUUCUCCUUCAAUAAGGACUACUUUAGUUUCAUCUGAAGUUGAAAGACUAUUAGAAGCAUCCUCAAAAAAGGAAAAGAAGACAGACACUAAAGUGCCUCUAAGUGUAGAGCUCAUUCAGGCAAUACUCCCACUUCCUGAUUCUACACUUUUUUUUAGGCAAAACAUUCCUAUAUCUUUAUCCUUUGGCUUAACUCCAUACAUUCCUCUUCUAACAUUUAACUCAGCCAAAUUUAUUCUCCUUACAAUCCUUGCUACGCCUUCCCCUCCUGAGGAAAUCCCAGUUAUUACUUCAUCUCAAGUGAUAGCUGAUUCUCUCAGAGAAGAUACUGGUAGCUCACCAAUUCUUUGUCCACCAUCACUAUCCAACUUCAGCCCUUCUUGUCUUGACCUACUAGUUUCCAGGACAAUGGAAACUGCUAGGGACAUUUCAUCUUCCUCUCCUAUCCCUAUGCAGCCAUCUCUUCCUUCCACUAGAGCCCUUUCUGCACCACCAAUGUCAAUGGAAGAGAUGGACAUUUUCGAAGCUAGACUGGCUAGCCUUUUUGACAUGCCUUCUACCACUCCAACAGCCAGUAAUGAAACUAAGCCACUGUGCUGCAAGGUCAUUGAGCAAUCCAACAUAGCUAUUUCAAGUCACUUGUCUCAGGCAGCAGCUACCAUUGACUUUUAUGUCAACAUUUGCCAUGUUGCCAAAGCUGCAGAGGAGAAAUUGUUGAAAGACCAAGAAUUCGUUUCCCAUAUACAUGCUGAGGUGUCUGAAUUGAAAGAAUAG